CUCUUUGUUGCCUAUAGGUACAAACUCUGCGCCGACAAGAUCAGUUCGAGUAGAAAUCGCAAAGGGGACAAACGUCUUGCGGAUUAGCGAUUGCGGUGGCACCAACAUUCCAGAAUAGCACUCAAACGCCGGUAGUGUUGUUCUUCGGCAUAACAUUGUAAUAUAAAGGCAACAAUUAAAAUAUUCAUACCGAAAAUUAACUUGAAAAUAAAUAUCCAUUGGUAUUUGCGCUUUUUAAAGCUUAAAUAAGUGCUUGAUUGUUGAAAAGAGAACAAAAUAAACAAAAAUACUAUUGUGUGAUAUUUUCGUAGUGGAAACUAAAUAAAGCUAAAGUAACAAUAACAUCAUGCCACCAAACGCCACAGCAAAUACACAAUCCAUAACCAAUUCGUUGGUUACGGACGCCAGUGCUGAUUCAAAGACUCUGACUGAUAACUCUACUGGUGUACUCUUCGAACAAGAUGCCGAGACCUAUGAUGGCGGCCUAGUGAAGGACAUUGAAAAAUUGAAGAAAGCUGAGAAACGAAGACUAAAACUUGUUUGGCGAAAUAUAAUCGCAUUCGUCUACGUGCAUUUGGCAGCAGUUUAUGGACUUUGGCUUAUGUUGACAUCGGCCAAAUGGCCAACUAUUGCGUUUGCUAUAUCCUUAUAUGUGAUUUCUGGCCUGGGUAUAACUGCGGGUGCACAUCGUCUCUGGGCUCAUCGCGCCUACAAGGCCAAAUGGCCAUUGCGUCUGAUUCUGAUGAUUUUCAACACAAUCGCAUUCCAGGAUGCUGCCUACCACUGGGCACGUGACCAUCGUGUACAUCACAAAUAUUCGGAAACUGAUGCUGAUCCACAUAAUGCUACACGAGGCUUCUUCUUCUCCCACAUGGGUUGGCUAUUGUGUAAAAAACACCCUCAGGUGAAAGCUAAAGGCAAAGGUAUGGAUUUGUCUGAUUUGCGCGCCGACCCCAUUUUAAUGUUCCAGAAGAAAUAUUACAUGAUUCUCAUGCCAAUAUUAUGCUUCUUGGUGCCAACCAUGACUUCUAUGUACUUAUGGAAUGAAAGUUUCAUUAAUUCUUGGUUUGUUGUUGCUAUGUUCCGCUGGUGUUUCACUUUAAAUGUAACUUGGCUUGUGAAUAGUGCUGCCCAUAAAUUUGGCGGAAAACCGUACGAUAGAUUUAUCAAUCCAUCAGAAAAUAAAUCGGUCGCGUUCUUUGCUUUCGGUGAAGGCUGGCACAACUAUCAUCAUGUAUUUCCAUGGGACUACAAGACAGCUGAACUUGGCGAUUAUUCCCUGAAUUUGACCACGGCUUUUAUUGAUUUCUUCGCCAAGAUCGGCUGGGCCUACGAUUUAAAACAGGUGUCUCACGACAUUAUCGAGAAACGUGUCAAGCGUACAGGCGAUGGUUCACAUGCUACUUGGGGCUGGGGUGAUCAGGAUCAGUCUAAAGAAGAAAUGGCGGAUGCGUUAAUCACACACAGAAAAGAUGAGUAGAAUAAAAAAGAUGAACAAAGAAAUAAAUAUCCAGCGAAGAUCAACAGAUGAACGUAAGCGUGUGUGUAUGUGAGAAUUGGUAAAAAUUUUUGGAAAAAUGUGGGUGGGUGAAUCACAAGUGAAAGGAAUGGAAAACGACUGUUAAGUCGUCAGUUGCCUUCUUGGCAAUAAUAAUGCAAGUAUGUAUAUAGCGAUUUGGAAUGCAUUAAAAAAUAAUGAAAUGGAAUCAUUUGAGUGUGUGGAGUACCGGAAUCAAUCUAAUAGCAAAUUUCUAGAUAUUCAAAGGCUAACAGAAACAAACAAAAGUUUAUAUAUUGCACGGCAUUAAAUAGCUUAAUUUGAAACUUAAGUUUUCUAAUGUAAACAAAUACCUUAACUGAACCAAUCUUUGUGAAGUGAUCAGUGUAUUGUACGCAAGCACAAAAUAGUUCAUUACAUCUGUGAGUAAUUGUCUUAUGAAUUAUCGAUGUUAUACAUAUGUGCUGUUAGACAUUUUUUUCUUCCACAUCUCUUUAAUUUAACUUAUGUGUUUUCGAGGUGUGUGAAGAUGGCAUUGACCUAAGGACCUACUUGCGUAAGCACCGGAGGUUAAUAUGUAAAUACAAUCAUACAAAUAUAAAUAUAAGUGCUGAAAUUGCAUGCAUAAUGAAUUGAUAAUCGGCUAAAGAAGAGAAAAAUGUAAACUAAAUGAAUUCAGAAAUCAGGCUUAAUUCCGAUAGCAUUGUAACCAAAAACCUUAAGACGUUCCAUGAACUACUUUAACGGCAAUGAAAUUAAUAUAUUAAUAAAUUUUAUUAAUUUCAAAUUCAGUGGUCCAAAUCAUUACUAUUAGUACGCUAAAUGCCACACGAUACACGCUAUUUAGAAACUUUACUAUACUACAAAUGGGGUUCUUAGUAUUUAUUAAUGAAAACAGAUAAUAUUAUAUAAAAUAUGUUAUUUCUAAAAAUAAAUAUAAACUAUUGCAUAUAAA
Molecule: messenger RNA, 2453 nt
Organism: Anastrepha obliqua
Lineage: Eukaryota; Metazoa; Arthropoda; Insecta; Diptera; Tephritidae
Product: acyl-CoA Delta-9 desaturase-like
Exons: 5
Coding region: 347-1480 (377 amino acids)
Biological process (GO): unsaturated fatty acid biosynthetic process
Cellular component (GO): endoplasmic reticulum membrane
Molecular function (GO): iron ion binding; stearoyl-CoA 9-desaturase activity
Source: RefSeq, a predicted model, not a curated record